AUUGCGUUUGGGAGGCUGAUGAGGGAGCAAGAAACGGCUCAACUUCAAAUUCCACAGGCUGCUUUUGAGGGAACUGUAAUCCCUUUUUUUGUCAGCAGCCCAAUGGCUCACGUACACUUGAAGGACAAGAUUGAGUUGGAGAAGAGUGUGAGGAGGUUUCGAGAGACCUUCCGAGGGAACGUGUCCUUGGAGUUAGCGGUGCUGCUGAUGCACAGGUACCGCAGUGAUUACCAACUGGUGGCUAAACACAUCAUUCUGAUGGGCACUGACCCGGACACUGAUGGUCUAGAUGCUGACGACAGGAGAGAGAUAGAGGCCAGCCCAAUUCUCCAGGAUGUCAUCCAGACGCUCCAAGCUGAAGAAAGGGAAGCGAAGGCGAAGAAAAUGAAGAUCAAGGAGGAUCCUGACGUAAAGAAACUGGUCUCGCAGUUGACACAGAUGAACCUGAAGCUGUUUAAUCAGGCCAAUGCCAAGCAGAUACCGUGGGUGGAGAAAGAGUUUGCGUGCCCGCUGUGCGAUCAUUACUGGUGGAGGAGAGUGCCGGAUAGGAAACAGGUCUCCAGGUGUCGGAAGUGUAAGGUGAAGUACAACCCAGUACCGGUUGACAAAAUGUGGGGCUAUGCUGAAUUUCACUGCCAGCGCUGUGGCAACAUCUUUGGGGGCUUUGGACAGAUGGGCCUGCCCGCUCCGUGCUACGUUUGUCAGAGUGGCGUGACUCCUCUGCGUAUCCUUCCACCGAAGAAGGGGGUUGGUCCUCGAAGCCGAAGACCCCACAGUUGUUACGCUGAGGACUGCUACAAUCGCAAAGAACCUCACAUCCCUGGGACACACUGUGUUCACCCCCGCAGCAGGCAACGGAGAGGCCUACCCAAGGUCCUGCAUCCCAGCGUGGAGCACCACAGCACAGGUUCAACUGUCGCCACCUGUCUGAGCCAGGGCAGUCUCAUGGAGUGUCACGUGGAUGAUAUCAUCGAGGAGGACAUCCUGGAGGAGGAAGAGGAGGAGGUCACGACUGAGGAAGAUGACGACUCGACGGAAAAGUCAGUCGACGGCAACAGCGCCAACGGAGACUGACCGGACCGUGAAGCCUUGCCAGACACACGGCUGUCUGUCCAGCGCCUGUCUCACACCAGCUCCCACCCACUCAGCGUCCCCCUACUCAUGGCCCUGAGUAACGUACAUUCCAAUGACCCGGCAAUCACCCGCACCUCUCAUCAUGGUUAUGGUGAGCCUUGUGCUUGGGGGCGUGUCCUGCACCUUGGAAUUUAAACCUCUACUUCCUCUUGCCGAACGGCACCCGUUUUGGACGGGAGAACACAGAACAUCCACGUUUCCGACCUACUGCAGAGAAAGGAAGGUUUGGGUUUUACUUGUAGGUCAGCAGGAGGUGUCUCAGGCUGAUUAACAAUGGGUGGCAUCACUGCCCUGAGCUUUUCCUUCCACCCCCCCAGAUUCAUUUGAUUUGUCCCUGUGUGUUGGGGGGUGUGUGUGUGUCUGCGUGUGUGUGUACGCACGCGCGCAUGUGUAUGUGUGUGUGUGUGUAUC
Messenger RNA from Chiloscyllium plagiosum (whitespotted bambooshark), 1545 nucleotides. RefSeq names its product shiftless antiviral inhibitor of ribosomal frameshifting protein homolog. Lineage: Eukaryota; Metazoa; Chordata; Chondrichthyes; Orectolobiformes; Hemiscylliidae. Gene Ontology annotation, biological process: viral translational frameshifting; innate immune response. The record is from RefSeq and is a predicted model, not a curated record. Gene Ontology annotation, molecular function: ribosome binding; sequence-specific mRNA binding.